UUUAUUAUGCGUUUAAUAACGAUUUAGCAGUGCCAAUCCGGUUUGACUUGUUGUACUGACAAAUUCAGCUUUCAGUACCAUACAAAUUGCGGGUUGAGUGAACACACAUUUCUUUGCUUUUCUACUCUCAGUUUUGUAGUUCAACGUUUUUGAUUUCUUAUCAGGAAUGUAUAAUCCGAAGAGCAAAGACCUUGAUCGGGAGUAUUUUCCCAGUUAUCAUACCACCAGGUUUCAGGAUCAACCGGAACCGAAUAUGGCCGUGCAGGAGCACUUUAUUGGGCUAACGAAGCAGCAUGAAAGGGACCUGACCGAGAAACAGGGCAUAAGUGUGGACCACUUGCGCUAUGGAGGGGGUCGUCGGUUGGUGGAUGUGUUCUACAACGAAAGCACCACCAAUCAGGCGCCACUUUUCGUGUUCGUUCAUGGGGGUUACUGGCAGAUGCUGGACAAGAGCACAUCCUGUUCCAUCGUGGGUCCUCUGGUGCGGCGUGGAUAUCGCGUAGCCGUCAUGGACUACAACCUGUGCCCCGAUGUCACCCUCGAGACGUUGAUGAAGGAGUUCGCCGGAUUCAUCAACUGGAUCUUCGACUAUGCCGAACUGACCAAUGUCCUCGAGAUCACUUUCGCCGGACAUUCGGCCGGCGCCCACUUGCUCGCCCAGAUCCUCCAGUCCCAGGUGGGAAUCAACCCCCAGAGGAGCAAGAAGGUGUGGGCCUUGGUUCUCCUGUGCGGCGUUUACGAUUUAAGGGAACUGUACAAUCUGGAAUCGGUUAAUCCUAAAAAUAUUCUUGGCCUAACUGAGCGGAAUGUGCAGGCCGUGUCACCCAUGCUGUGGGAAUACACCGAUGUAGUCAUUUGGAACUCCACCAAGAUCUACGUGGUCGCCGCGGAGCACGACAGUACCACCUUCAUCGAGCAGAGUCGUCGCUUUGCCGAGCUGCUUAAAAAGACUGGAUUCCGGGCUAGCUUUAAACUCUUUCCAAAGUACGACCAUUUCGACAUUAUCGAAGAGACGGCCAUUGACGAAUCGGAGGUAUCCCGGUUCCUGCGCAACAUUCGGAUUGAAUAAACGAGCCGACCUCUUUUCUCAGUUA
Drosophila rhopaloa is the source of this 1094-nucleotide messenger RNA. Its product is annotated as kynurenine formamidase. The record is from RefSeq and is a predicted model, not a curated record. Lineage: Eukaryota; Metazoa; Arthropoda; Insecta; Diptera; Drosophilidae. Bases 167 to 1069 code for a protein of 300 amino acids. The transcript has 2 exons.